This is a messenger RNA of Triticum turgidum subsp. durum (durum wheat), 264 nucleotides long. Lineage: Eukaryota; Viridiplantae; Streptophyta; Magnoliopsida; Poales; Poaceae. The record is from the annotation of a GenBank genome assembly.
AUGGCAUCGAGGAAGAAGAGUGGCAGCGAGCCAUCAGCGCCGGGUCACGGCGAGAAGGUCCCGAGGGGGCACGUCCCGAUGGUCACCAGCUGCGGCCAGCGCGUGGUGGUGCCCGUGAGGCUCCUCGCUGUUCCCUGCAUCGCGGAGCUGCUUGACAUGACGGCGCAACGCUACGGGUACGGCCAGCCGGGCGUGCUUCGGGUACCAUGCGAUGCGGCGCAUUUCCGGCGGGUCCUGGAUUGCGCGCUGCGGAGAGCCGGCUAG